This is a messenger RNA of Talaromyces proteolyticus, 1440 nucleotides long. RefSeq lists its product as uncharacterized. The transcript has 3 exons. NCBI's taxonomy places the organism in Eukaryota, Fungi, Ascomycota, Eurotiomycetes, Eurotiales, Trichocomaceae. The record is from RefSeq and is a predicted model, not a curated record. The coding region runs from base 360 to 1100 and encodes 246 amino acids.
AAUAUUGUUCCCAUCAGGCUUAAGCUGUCCACAAGUGACAGCUGAUAGUCGAAACGAAUGACACUCGCGCCGAACAAGCCUACGCAGUUGGCCAACGACGGACUCACUCUAUCGACUCUGGUAUGUUCGGAAAUUUUAUAACGUGAUCUAAUCUCUAUUUAGCUGGGUCUAGAAUCUUGCUUUAAGCGGAAUCGAGUCACGAGAAUCCUUCUUGAACUGUGCCUUUGAAUUUUAAUCUAGCUAUUAGAAAUACAGACGAGGGGGAAAAAAUGAAGGCUCUUUUAAUUAAGCAUAACAGCAUAUGAUAUUUCCGAAUUCUUGUUCUCCAGUAUAUUACUAAAAGUAAUAUUUAACGAAUCAUGUCAAAUGCUUACGCAGUUAUUGCUGGGGUCGGCCCUGGAACUGGACGGUCUAUCGCAACAAGAUUCGCAAAAGCGUAUCCUGUGGUCCUCCUUGCUCGUAGUGGUGAAAGCUACGAUAGCGUCGUUGCAGAAAUCAAUAAUACCGGUGGACAAGCGAUCGGAAUCGCAACCGACGCAACAGAUAGGUCCUCUCUCGACGCUGCCUUUGAGAAAAUAAGCAAGGAACUGUUUCCAGGCCGAUAUCUCGCAGCCGCCAUAUACAAUGUCCGUCCAAAUGGCCGGCCAAGUCUCAAACCCUUCUUGGAUCUUACUCUGGAAGAGCUCGAUAGCAGUUUAAACGGGAAUAUUCGUGGAUUUUUUCAUUUCGCUCAAAGAGUGGUGCCUCUUUUAGCUGAUGCGGUAAAAAUUUCAAACCAUCCACCAACCCUAAUAGUUACUGGUGCCACAGCAUCCACCAGAGGAGGAGCACGCUUUGGAGAUAUUGCAGCUGGAAAGAAUGGCCAACGAGCCUUGACUCAGACGGUGGCCAGAGAGUUUUCGCCGGUCGGCGUGCAUGUAGCACACAUCAUUAUUGAUGGCGCUAUUGAUAUACCAGGACGGGAAAACAUCUAUAAUCAUGGGCCGGACAGCAAAAUAAGCCCCGAUGCAAUCGCAGAAAGCUCCUGGCAUUUACAUACGCAACCUAGAUCAGCAUUUACGCACGAGUUGGAUAUCCGGCCUUACAUUGGGAGGUUUUAACAGUGCUGCUAUGACUCCAGAAUCUUGGCUAUAGGUAGCUAAAACAAAAUGAAAGCUUUGCUGGACGAGGAGAAGGGGUAUUAUGCAACCCAUGUGCGCGGUAGCAAAUGAAGGUUUGAAGACAUCAAUAAUGUUCAUUAAUUCUAAUAUCAGGAGACCAUUGAUCCAUUAGUCUAUUCGAUUAGUAUCUGUAUCAAUUUCUCAAGAUCGAUAUUUGCUGGCAUGAUCCAAACCGAUAUUUAAAAUACCCAGAUGCUGUAAUAAUCCAAUAGCUAUUGAUAACCCCAAAUAUCGUCAGUCGAUUUAUUUGGGUAAUAUCAGAAUAUAUUUAGCUUGAUUA